UUUUUGUUAAGGUGAUCAUUUAUUAUGAUUCGCUAGCUGGUGGAUCAUCGGCAUACCCUUCAUUGCCAAUAACUUUGAUAACAAAGAGAAACUUCAUUCCUUUAUAUACAUGAGGAGAAAAUGAAUUUAUCAUUGAUUAACUUGCAUAUAUAUGACUCUUCAGCAAGAUUGGGAUUUGAACCUGUCUUAGGCGAUGUCUCAAAUUUCAGAGUAUAGAAAAGUGGCAGGGGUAACAUUGUUGAAGAUUAUACUGUCUUAAACAUGGAAAUGGAUAGUUUGUAAUGAUUUUGAGAUUAGUAUCAUUCAUUUCACAACUGGUUGGUACCAGUUCUGGUUAACUAUCAUGUUUUUUGUAUUGACCUGUAUUCCCAUAUUUCCGCUGCGUGGCAGCUAUGGAGAACUGUAUUGCUGAUGCCAUUUAAGCUUAUCACGGUCUUUCUUCACGAAGCAAGUCAUGCCAUUGCUUGUAAACUCACUGGUGGCCAUGUGGAAGGGAUGCAAAUUCAUGCUGAUGAGGGAGGUGCGACACAUACCCGUGGGGGUUUAUCCUGCCCAGCAGGAUGGAUGAUGUUGAUGCUUGCUUCCACGGAUCUUAUCACAGCAAGGAUUGCCGCUGCCUGUUUAGCCGUAGCUUUAUUAGUUGUCCAUUUUGUGGCGAAAAAUUGGACACUUCGGGGACAGGAAACAACAAAGAUUCGCAUUCUUCAGUACAUCAUUCUGUUCAUCGGUAUAUGA
Messenger RNA from Oldenlandia corymbosa var. corymbosa, 735 nucleotides. Lineage: Eukaryota; Viridiplantae; Streptophyta; Magnoliopsida; Gentianales; Rubiaceae. The record is from the annotation of a GenBank genome assembly.